AUGAACCCAUUGCAGGUCUACCACUACCACGAUAAAAGUCACAGAGUGCUCUUCCAAAUAGCGCUCAGCUCGGAUGGUCGUUACACGCCCGUAGCAGGCAAAUACCAUCACCAGAAUGCACCAUCGAUUGAGACUACUUACCUCUAUCCACAAAUACAUGGACACUUAACCGAUGCAACCCCCGCAAAGAGCGCCUAUCCGACAUACAGACAACUACAGUUACACAACUCACAACUCAAUCAAGUGAAACUGCAGCCAAAGAAGAAGACACAAUAUCUCGAUAUAACACCAAGUCUGCACAAAGGCACACAUGGCAAUGCAUAUAAGACCCAAACAUACCAAAAUUUCAACAUUAUCAACGCGCCAAUAGUGCCCGCAAGCGCAACAGCAGCGGCGACGGUGUUGUCAGGGAGCGCCAACAAAUUUGACUACUUAGUACCGAAUGUGGAUAGCUCGACACAGCUAUUCAGCGACUUUGAUGAGCUCUUUAACCACUUCAAUUUGCACGAAGACAGUGCGGCAGUUUACAGCGGAGGUGCAAGCUUCGGCUCGAAAUAUAAAAUUUAAGAGAUUUCACAAAACUUGCACAUUAAUCAUAUACAUAUUAGGGUGGUCCUUAAAUAGUUGAGGAAACGAUUAUUAUAUUACGCAACUAUUUACAGGUCAAAAGGUUUAUGAAAAAAUUUGUUGCCGAUCGAGUUAAGGUCUGCCAAAGUUCAAGUUGAAAUAAUUAAUUGCCAUUGAAAAAUUCAUCAUGAAAAUUUUUUUUUCAUACAAUAAAGUCAAUAGUUUUUGAGUCAAAAAAUACAUUUUAAAAAUUUGGUCUGAAUUGAGGAUGGUUGGCGUAAUCUGAAAGGAGCUGUGAAACCAAUGAUAUAGAAUAUAUAAUAUCUAUAUAUGUAUGUAUACCUAAAUUAUAUAUUUGUAUAUAAGGCGUGCACAAUUUUAGGUAUUACUUUUAACAAAAAAUAUAUUUUAAAUAUUUUAGUACCUAUAUAAGAGUCUAAAUGUUUCACUCUUCGCUUCGAAUCGUUUUUUCUACCUCCAGUCACGACUUUUAUUUUUAUGAAUUCUUGAUAAUACCACUUCAAUCGUAGUUUCAUGAGUGAGUUUCAUGAAAUCUGUAAAAAAUUAUUUUCCAUUUUUUAAGGACCGCCUUAAUACAUGUCUUUAUACACAUACAUGUAACACCAAUAAAAUAUGCCACAGCAUUUUGUAUACAUUGCAACUGAUGCACAACUAACAGUUCCAUAAAUAUAAGUGAAAACAUUUAUCACACUCGUAUAUUGCAAUUAAAAUUCCAAUUGUAAUUUUAUGU
Molecule: messenger RNA, 1318 nt
Organism: Bactrocera oleae (olive fruit fly)
Lineage: Eukaryota; Metazoa; Arthropoda; Insecta; Diptera; Tephritidae
Source: RefSeq, a predicted model, not a curated record